This is a messenger RNA of Populus trichocarpa (black cottonwood), 1206 nucleotides long. RefSeq lists its product as uncharacterized. The record is from RefSeq and is a predicted model, not a curated record. The transcript has 2 exons. NCBI's taxonomy places the organism in Eukaryota, Viridiplantae, Streptophyta, Magnoliopsida, Malpighiales, Salicaceae. The coding region runs from base 423 to 1079 and encodes 218 amino acids.
UUCUGAAAGCAAAUACGACCAAGUCAGCAUGUUUCUAUGCUGAACCUAUGUAGAAUCUAUCCGGUGGCCACCUUCACAGAGAUAAAUUGAAAUAAUCUGGUGAACAGAAGUGCAUUGCAGACAAUAACCUAGAAUUUCAACAAGUGUUUCACAGAUUUUCUUUUUACCAUAAGAGUGUUUCUCCAACUAUAACUUCAAAAGAGUUCAAAGUUAAACCACCUAUAACUAAAAUGCAAAAAAAAAAAAUCAUUGUCAAAGCUGCGAAAAUCUUUCCAUCCAAAAAAACACCGGCAUUCAAAGAUUUUUCUUUCUUGAGAUUUUGCUGUUGUCUUUAAUUUUGCAGAACUUUUGAAGAUCGAGAUCCAUAAGGUUGUCAUCUUAGGGACAGCUAGCCCAGCCCUUUGAUUUUGAUAGAAGAUCCAAUGAAGAUAAUCCAAUUGAUUAAAGUUAAGUUUCGGAAGUUGCGGGAUAACAAGUUUGUUGAAAUUGAACAGCGAAGAAUGCCUGAUUUUUUUUAUGAAGGGCACAAUCAAGUUUUAGCGGAAAGGAAUUCCCUCAAGGACCAGUUAUCUGAAGCUAAUAGGAAAAUAGCUGACCUUGAGAACAAGGCCAGAGCUUUCGAAGUUCAAGGAAUACAACAAUUCCUUAAUUACCAAGUGUCUCAUGGUAAAAAGGAAAAAGAUGAUGGCAAAGAUGAAGAAAUAGAGCACCUCGAGGGCGAGCUAGGAAUAAAAAUCUCCCUUACGGAUCAACAAUCCGUCGGUGAAAAGGUAAUAAAGCGGUUUGAGUACCACAUGCAAUCAAAAGACGAGAAAAUACGACUGCUUAAGUAUGAGCUAGCCACGAAAGAUGAAGAAAUGCAACGUCUUAAGAGCCAACAAGAUCGAAGAGAGGUGGAAUAUGGCAGGCUGAGGAAUAUCAUGCAGACUGCUUAUACCGAUAUGGUGAACGCAGCUACCACUCUUGACAAUGCUUUUAAAUUUAGAGCGAGAAAUCCUCCGGAGAAAGGUAUUGCUAAUUACAUGUAUAAAGAAAAAGACCUCAUUGGAGCUAUAUCAUCGGCUGAAGGUUUUAUGUAGGAGCAAAAUAAUCAGAAAUUACUUUUCUAGGUGGACUGAUUAUUAUUUUAUGGUUUAAUUUUCUUUAUAUAAAAUAAAAUCAAUGGGAUUCUAAGAAUAAUUUUUUAUAUAUAUUUUUAAUGCAUUA